CAUAAGUACAAACUAGCAGACGCCAUGUAUCGCUCAACCCGUUCUCAGGCGCGGCAGGCCUCACUGAAAGGAGCCACAACAGAAUCCUCCACCCCUACUGCCCCCGUCUCUCACAUAGUGCUAAAGGACCCCCCGACCGGUUCAUCAGACAUAGACAUCCUCCCCUCCACAUUCACACCCAAAAUCACCGGCCUCUCCCGCAAAUCCACCGGCCUCCUCAAGCACAAGCGGGAGAAACUGCGCAUGCAUAACAACCAGCUACGCCGCUUCAUCUACGAAGAAGCAGCAGUCUCUGGAAACGCCAACAAUGCCCCGGCCCUCAUCCGCGCCGUCCAAUCCGCCCUAGUCUUUGCCCAGGAAGAAGCAGGCUCCGCAGUCUGUAUCUCGCCUUCCGGCCUCCUCCUCACGUGCUCGCACUGCGUAGCCGACGACGCCGCAACCGCACUCGACCCCACCACACCACCUCACUGGCUGAUCUUCGCCACGGGCGAGGUGGUAAAAGCCGUCUGCGUAGCCUGGGACCCGCAGCGCGAUCUCGCGCUCCUCCGCGUCAUCGCCGCUGAACCACCAACACUUCCCCAGUCCCAGUUCCUGUCACACUCCCACUCCAACCCCAAAAGCAUGCACCAAACCCUUACAUUCCCGCACGCCAGCCUCUUCCCAUCCUCACACCCCCUCCAGCCCUCCACCCCCCUCCUCUGCAUCGGCCACCCGGGCAGCGAAGACCUCGAAGUCUCCAAGCCCGGCGUAGCCACCGGCUACGACGUGCUGCACAUCAGCUCCGGCGCGUACCGCGGGCUAGCACUGGGGCAGGAUGCGCAGGAUAAUUCGGAGAUCGGGGCGCUGAUGCACGACUGCUGGACGUACUGGGGGCACAGCGGGGCGCCGCUGCUUGAGAGGAGAACGGGGGAACUGGUCGGGUUGCAUUCGAGUUGGGAUGAGGAGACAGGGAUGAGGAGGGGGGUGCCGGGGGAGGCUGUGAGGGCGUUUUUGGGCGAGUAUACGGAAGUAAGGGUGUAGCAGUGUGUGAGGGGUGUUGCGAGAUGCUGAGCCCGGGGUGGUGCGAUGGUCUAGUGGUGUUAGUCGCUUGUUUGUUUGGCUUUUGCGAACUAGCGGAAAGGCGCUGCUCGAGGUGUAUCCAGGGGCUGUCUGUUAGCACCAACGGUGCAGCGGAGAGGUAUGGCAUUGAAGGGGCUCAAAUUUUACGUGGAGUUAGCCAAAUUCAUGUCAUUCAUGAUCUAGUCCGUAA
This is a messenger RNA of Trematosphaeria pertusa, 1249 nucleotides long. Its product is annotated as trypsin-like serine protease. Lineage: Eukaryota; Fungi; Ascomycota; Dothideomycetes; Pleosporales; Trematosphaeriaceae. The transcript has a single exon. Bases 25 to 1020 code for a protein of 331 amino acids. The record is from RefSeq and is a predicted model, not a curated record.